AGGGGGCGGAGCGGGGACGCGCGCGCGACGCCGGCAGCCCGGCUGGGCCCUGACGCCGCUCGCGCCCCCGGCGAGGCUGCGGCUCCCGCGAGCGUCGAGGGCGUGGCGGCGAGGCUGCGGGCGGCCGGAGCCGCGCGGACUGUGUCCCGGCUGCCGCCCGCCGCUGUCUCCCUGGUCCCCGCUCCUCGCGGCGGCCCGGCUCCCGCGUAGCCCGUCGGGCCGCCCGGGCCUCGCCCCUGCCCGCCUUCCCUCCUUCCUGCAGCGUCGGAGCGCGCAGAUUUUUAUUUAUUUAUUUGACCCAGAGUGACAGCCAGAGAGGGAACACAAGCAGGGGGAGUGGGAGCGGGAGAAGCAGGCUUCCCACUGAGCAAGGAGCCUGAUGCGGAGCUUGAUCCCAGGACCCUGGGAACAUGACCUGAGCCGAAGGCUGAUGCUUAGCCGACUGAGCCCCCCUCAUUUUAAUAAAUGAAUGCCUUAUAGACACCUUAGGACUUUAAAAACGAAGACCUGCUGUUAGGGGAUAAUGCUGGGGGACACUAUGAAAUCUUGGAAUGAUAGCCAGUCAGAUCUCUGUAGCAGUGACCAAGAAGAGGAAGAAGAGAUGGUUUUUGGUGAAAAUGAAGAUGAUUUGGAAGAGAUGAUGGAUUUCAGUGAUCUGCCUACCUCACUUUUUGCUUGCAGCGUCCACGAAGCAGUGUUUGAGGUGCAACAGCAGAAGGAGAGAUUUGAAGCACUUUUCACUAUCUAUGACGACCAGGUGACAUUUCAGUUGUUUAAGAGCUUUCGGAGAGUCAGAAUAAAUUUCAGCAAACCGGAAGCAGCAGCAAGAGCGCGAAUAGAACUCAACGAAACAGACUUCAACGGGAAGAAGCUGAAGCUGUAUUUUGCACAGGUCCAGAUGUCCGGCGAAACUCGGCACAAGUCCUAUUUACUGCCGCCGCAGCCCAUCAAACAGUUCCUCAUCUCCCCGCCCGCCUCCCCGCCUGUGGGGUGGAAGCAGGGGGAGGACGCCACGCCUGUUAUAAACUAUGACUUACUCUGUGCAGUUUCCAAACUGGGACCAGGAGAGAAAUACGAGCUCCACGCAGGAACGGAGUCCACGCCAAGCGUGGUGGUUCACGUCUGCGAAAGUGAAACUGAAGAGGAAGAAGAAACAAAAAACCCCAAACAGAAAAUUACCCAGACGAGGCGCCCCGAACCUCCAGCCGCAGCACUGAGUGAGCCCCAGACCUUCGAUGGGGCGCUGUGAGGGGUCUGGCUGGGGUGCACACCGCUGCCCCCCGGGGCCCGCCCUGGAGGUCCGUGUCCUCCCUGGCACAGCGCUGCUCAGCCUGUGUGGAGGGGAGGCUGGGUGUCGCCACUGUCCCCUGCCGGCUGCAGACACGGCCUAGAGAGUAGCAGAUGACUUUACCUGUCACACCUUUUCACAGAGAUUCUGAACAGCACUUUAAAGGAAAGGAUUAGCCCUCAACAUGUUGCAACUUUGACCAUUUUUUAAGCAGUAGGAAGUGUGUCUAAUUCCUGGCUUUCUCCAGCAAUGUUCAUUUCCCUGAUUCCAUAUACCACGGGGUCCCCAAAAACUAAAGCUGUAGUCUCCGAGUGCCAUUUUCAUGACCUCAAAAAACAAUCUCACAACCUUCAAAAUCUAAUAUGGGCAUUCAGUAAUGGUAUGAUAGCUCCCAGCGACUCUAUCUGUUGAUCAAAUGUGGUUAUUCAACAUACAUGAAAUUUUUGAUGCACGAGAAGAGAUCUGAAAUCUAGACUAAUUCAUAGGGAGUCGUUUUUCUCGCGUUGUUUUUUUCUUUAGCUUUGGGGAGAAAAUGCCAAAUUCUCUUUGACCGUUGGACCCAAGUGGCACAAAUCUGUGUGCAGGUGACUCUCUUCCCUGUUACUCUUGCUUGAAAGAGGAAAGUGCUGUACAGACCACUGUCCCUGAUGUGUCGUCCCUCCCAGAGAACUGCCACUUUGGAAGCUGGACAGGCCACCCGUAAGUCUGACUGAUGAUAACCCCUGGGGCCACCACGAUCUGCCGUCUGUGACCGUGUGCUAGCCCAUGGCAUCCCAACUGUCCUCAGCCACCAGUUGAGUUUUUUAAUGUUAUACAUUUUGUGUGUGUCAUUCAGAGAUGGUAAAUUGGAAAAUGUAAUAAAUAAGAUUCUCUGAAGACCAUUUUUUAAUUGUCGAUUGAAACAUUUUCCAGUUUGCUCUGAAAAAGAAAGGCACACAUACUCUUUUUCUAUGAAUCCGGGAAAGAUGUGGGAAAUCGAGAUCAUUCCAUUCAUCAGACCUUGUUUUUGGUGCAAUACUUUACCCUGGCUGACAGUUGGCCUUUUCCCUAAAACAGAACUGUUCCUCACUUGUGUUUUAGGAGUGGAUGGUUGAGGCUCCUGAAGCAGAAACAAGCAUCUUUUCCUUUCUGUGGUCUGUUCAGACUUGGCAGUCCCUUUGUAGAAAAGUCUCAUAGUGAAGAAAACUUGGUUUUGGUCGGAGGGCUCUGCUGAUCUGUGAUUGCUGUGCUGUCUUCUCUGUAUGUCACAUGUCUGGAGCUCCCCAAGAUGUGUGUGGAGGGGCUGUACAUAGGAGUUUGGACUCAUAAAGCAAACUACCCAGAAGGAAAAAUGCAGAAAUUCAAUUCACGCCAUGGUGUCCGUCCCAUUUUUGGUAGCAUGUUUCGUGGUUUUCAGGUUCUUAUUAUGGUAGAAUGUAUUUCUGAGGACUUAAACCAUAUUGCCCAAAAAAACUUUUCUAUUUUUCCUUGCCCUCAAAUAAUCUGAGAUGAUAAGCUCUCCUAUUUAUAUGUGUCUACCCCCACUCAGCCUCUGAGUGGGGGUAUAAAUCAACUGUAUAAAUACAGUUGAAAUAUGAUUCCAUAAGCAGUGUAUUAAAUUCAGAUCAUCAUUUGGCAGCUUAACUGACAGCCACUUAAUAAAUUUACUUUGCACUCUAAAUUCACCCCUUUGCUAGUGUUUGAUCUUAUCUGGUUGCACUAACUAGAUAAGAAAAUAUAUAUCAUUUGAUACUAUAUUUGAUAUCAUUUGAUAUAUAUCAAAAUGUAUAUCAUUUGCAGAAUGGACCCUGUAAAUCAGGAAAUGUAUGUAUUUUCAACAGUUGAGGAUUUAAAAUUUUCCUUUUAGGUACUAUUUAUUAACUAUAAUUUUCUAAGUGAUCAAAAUCCAUGAUGUCUUAUUAUUAGAUUGGCGUUCAUGGUCUUCCUUCCAAUUAAAGAAUAGUUUGUCCCGACCUUACAUAACCUGUUUUUAAAGUCAAGCAGUGCAGAUUACCUGGAUUUUUCUUUUUCUCUGUAUUUUUUUAAAGAUUUUAUUUAUUUAUUUGACAGAGAUCACAAGUAGGCAGAGAGGCAGGCAGUGAGAGAGGGGGAAGCAGGCUCCCCGCUGAGCAGAGAGCCAGACACAGGGCUCAAUCCCAGGACCCUGGCUGGGAUCAUGACCUGAACUGAAGGCAGAGCCUUAACCCACUGAGCCACACAGGUGCCUCUCUCUGUAUUUUUUUUUUUUUACAGUAUUAAAUAAGUUGAAGAAAAACUUAAACCAAAAUAAAUAUAUAUUAAAUACAAAAUCUAUAUUAUUUAAUAUAUACAUAUAUUAAACUUUACUGAGUGGAGAACAUUAAUAUUUUCAUUCUUUCUAGUAUACUAUUUCCGUAAGGUGAACUCAAAUAAAAGGAAAAGUACUAAAUGCCCAUUAACUUUUUAAUAUGGUGAAAUCAACCAGGAUCUCAGCAAGUAUUACAUAGGGACUCUGUCCUUUCUUAGCUACUUUCUAUCCAGCUCAUGUAACCAUCUUAUAAGAGGUGAGUCUUGUGUGCUUUUUUAAAGUUCCUUAAAUAAGUUUAGCUAUGUUUUUCUUUUUGGAAAUUGAGUUAUUACUCAGACUUAACCCUGAUAGUAUAGUAGCCGUGUUCUCCUCAGAAAUCAUAACUUCAUCUUGGGAAUCAAAUUCCUUAGAGCAGUGUGAGGAAAGAAGAUGAUGUUUUGUGUUAGGGAAAAAGCAUACAUGAAGAGUAAGAAAAUCCUAGCACUUAAAAUAGGCCCAUUUAUAAAGUGUGCUUGUGUGAGCAUCAACUAGUUGAAGAUACUAAGAAUCACUAAAAACAGUUCCCUUGAAGCCUUGGGGAGCUGAAUGUCAGGAGGAAAGCAAACUCAUCUUCCUACAUUUUGCUUCUACACACUUAUACACUCAACCUAGCCACAGAAUUGAGAGCCCAGAAGUUUUACGUUCCCCAUAAAGGUUUAAACAGAGCAUGGUGUGUUUGAAUCAGAGCUGCCAGGAGGCAGGGCAGGAGCAGCACCGUCCUUCUAGAAAACAGCCCUUUUGUUUCCCACUCACAGCAACUCCAUCUCUUCAAAAUAUUGUGAUAGAUCCCUGGGUCCCAGGAUCAAGUCCCGUGUCAGGCUCCCUGCUCAGCGGGGGGUUCUGCUGCUCACUCCACCUGCCACUCCCCCACUUGUGCUAGCUCUCUCUGUCAAGUAAAUAAAUAAAUCUUAAAAAAAUGUUUAAAAAAUCUUUUAAAAUCUUUAAAAAAAAAAAAGUGAAGAGUUUAGAUUUCCUCAGAAUCUCAGUCAUGGUGCUGAAGGUGAUGUAGUCUACUCCUUCUACAUCCAUCUACACAGAUGACAAAAUGAAGAUGAGGCGUCUUACUUCGAAGGCCACGGGGACUGGGUUGGCAUUCCAGCUCCUGCGCUAGGCUUUUUUUCUCCUUUCUUUUUGCACCGGCCUCUCAGAAGCUAUGAAUCUCUGUCAUAAGAAAAUAGACAAGACAAGCCCCUGGGUGGCUCAGUGGAUUGAGCCUCUGCCUUCGGCUCAGGUCAUGGUCUCAGGGUCCUGGGAUUGAGAUCCGCAUCGGGCUCUCUGCUCAGCAGGGAGCCUGCUUCCUCCUCUCUCUCUGCCUGCCUCUCUGCCUACUUGUGAUCUCUGUCUGUCAAAUAAGUUAAAAAAAAAUUAAAAAGAAAAUAGACAAAUAAAUAAGAAGAAGAAGAAAAGAAAAUAGACGAAAAAGGGGGAAAGAAUUCUAUUUCCCCUGGAGGGAUACAGUGAAGAAGAGAAAGCUGAUGACUGCAGUGACUUAGCAGUCUCUUGAAUGAAAUUAAUGUUCCAUGUUCUGUGUUUUUGUUAUCAUUGUACUGUUGGGAUUGGAAUCUACUUAAAUAAUGUUAUUUUGGUAGCCAGCAAUCGUGUUUAUGGGGCUUUCCUAGAGUUUAGUAGUAGUGAGAUUAAAUUACAAGUAGUCAGACCCGAGAUGUGAGUCUAAUAGAGCAAGGAGCCUGAGAUUGGGGCUCCUGGGUGGCUCAGUGGGUUAAAGCCUCUGCCUUCGGCUCAGGUCAUGAUCCCGGGGUCAUGGGAUCGAGCCCCGCAUCGGGCUCUCUGCUCGGCAGGAAGCCUCCUUCCCUUCCUCUCUCUUUGCCUGCCUCUCUGCCUACUUGUGAUCUCUGUCUGGCAAAUAAAUAAAUAAAAUCUUUUUUAAAAAAUUAAAAAAAAAAAAAAAAAGGAGCCUGAGAUCCCCUAGGAUUUGGAAAUCGUUUGCAGUGGAAUGACCCCGGCACUCCGCUUGUAAAACAGAGCUCUGGGAAAGAUUGAAGAUGGACCUGUGCUUCGUGUUUCUAUAUAGACUCUUAUCCAGACCAUAGCUUUAUUCUAAAGAGGGAGAUCUCAGACAUAAUUAAGCAGUGGAAAAUUUUUGAAAUUCUUUGGUGCAUCAAAGUUCCCCGUGUGCUGGUGUCUCUCUUUUCUCUGGAGUCAUAGACUUUCACACCUAUCGCGUGGGUGAACUUGGUCAGCCUUCCUUUGCCCACUCACUGUGCUCCUUGUCCACACACUGGCCUUUAUGUCCUCCUGCACAAAAGCCAACAAAUUACUUACAAAUGUGACAAUAUAAAGGAACAACAGAUGAGAGAAUUAGUUGCCUCCUCGUUGAGGAGGGAACUCACUUUUUAAAACGUUAAAUAAACUUAGAGAAUACGUUUAUGAGUUUAUGAACCUUGUUCAACAGUUUAAUAAAUACCCAUUUGUUUUAUAACCUCCCCUCGGGGUGGGUUCACGGGAAUAUCUUCCCUGGAAUGCCGUUGUUGUCCCUCCCCCAGGAGUCAGGGGAAAUGUUAAUAACUUGAAGAGUGUUGUUAUUAAUACCGAACACACAAGCGGCAAAGCAACAGAAGGUGACAACUACUAGGUUUUACUGACCAAAAAGAUGAUAAACAUGGUCCUGUUCCAAAUAGAAGUUUCCAGCCAAGGUUAAGAAGAACUAACCUUGGGGCGAAUCAAAGUGUCUCCAUCCAUUGAAACAAAAGCACAAGGAACUUUUACUAAAUUAGGCGUGUGUGAUCUAUCUUGUGACCUGUGUUUUCCUUUCGAAGCAAAACAGUGUCCUGCAGGCAUCCCUGCGUAGCUUUGACUGAAUGUUCGUUCUUGUUAUCCGGAAGAUCUCGAUCUAUGCAGAGAAAUUGUGUUUUUCCAUAUCGUUUCCCAUGCAGUCCCCAGUCUUCCUAACUCCGACUGGGGACUGAGGAGAGAGACCGAGGCAGCUAAUUCUGUUGCUGCCAUCCUCUGCCUGCUGCUUCUCCCCUGAGGUGGGGACCCCAGAGAGAAGCCGUCUCCAUUUCUGCUGUAUCGUGCAUGUCCUCCAACUUGAAGGAAAGUUUUUCACUCGUUCCCCUUCUCUCUUCAUUGAAGCCAGGAGGUGAAUUUAUUAUUUUAUCUGAACAUGUUUGUGAUCUUGUGUUAUAUUCUGGGGGAACAUUGCUUUUCUGGUACUAUAAAUUGUAGUGAAUAUUCACUGUACUUCAAAAACCUGGAUAGUAAUUUAUAUAUAUAUAUAUAUAUAUAUAUAUAUAUAUAUGUAUUCCGUGUUUUAGUGUGCCUGAUGUAACAAUCCAUAGUUUGUAGUAGGUCGUUAUUUGUCGACUUUGGCUCUCCUGUAUUUUUAGGACAUUUAAAUGUUCCUCGUCCUUGCAAAGCAAUGAAAGCAGAAUGUAAUUUUUUUUUUUUUUUUUUUUGGAAUCCUUGUGAUUACUUGUAACAAGUUUUGUUUUUAAAGCUAAUAAAAAUAAAAUUAGGGUUUUUUUUUUUUUAAAA
Messenger RNA from Mustela lutreola (European mink), 7088 nucleotides. It is a transcript of the gene RCAN3, whose product is annotated as RCAN family member 3. The coding region runs from base 524 to 1249 and encodes 241 amino acids. The record is from RefSeq and is a predicted model, not a curated record. The transcript is spliced from 6 exons. Gene Ontology annotation, biological process: calcium-mediated signaling. Gene Ontology annotation, cellular component: nucleus; cytoplasm. Gene Ontology annotation, molecular function: calcium-dependent protein serine/threonine phosphatase regulator activity; nucleic acid binding. NCBI's taxonomy places the organism in Eukaryota, Metazoa, Chordata, Mammalia, Carnivora, Mustelidae.